AUGAUAACCUCUGUGAGUGCUACCCCAGGGCAGCAGACUCCGACGACGGACGGCAUCAGUCGGUCCGUAUCUUUACUGUCUUCUGUUGGCAAAAGAAGUUCCUCUUUACCAAAUGAUGAUCUGGUGGAUGAUGCAGGGGAACAGUUCUCAUGGACAACAGCCAUCUUUCGUCGAGAGCAGAUUGUCCACCCUGACCCUGAUGCAAUCGCGACUAGACGCUCUGUUUUUGAUGAUCCUGACCUUGCACCGCACUAUUGGCCUAAGAAGGACUACGAGAAUCUCCACAGGUUUGAUCCAGCCACUCGGUGGACGUACGGGGAGGAAAGGGCCCUGGUCCGCAAGUUGGACUGGAAGAUCAUGCUUAUGGCAGCUGUAGGAUUUUCCGCUUUGAACCUGGACAGAAGCAACAUCAGCCAGGCAAACUCGGACUCUCUUUUGCAGGAUCUUGGAUUGACUACAAACGGCAACUAUCCAGACUUCAACCUCGGAAAUACUGUGUUCAGGUUGGCAUUUUUAUGCGCAGAACUACCGUCACAGCUUGUCUCGAAGCGAGUUGGCCCGGAUCGUUGGAUCCCAACGCAGAUCUGCCUCUGGAGUGUCGUGUCUCUGUCACAAUUCUGGCUGACCGGUAGGACCUCGUUCCUAGUCUGCCGAGCGCUUCUUGGCGCAUUACAAGGCGGCUAUAUCCCUGACCUGAUAUUAUAUCUAUCUUAUUUUUACACGAAGACGGAACUACCCGUCCGCCUCGCCCUGUUCUGGAUGUCUUCGAAUUUCUGCGCUAUCAUUGCUAGUUUCAUAGCCUAUGGCACGCUUCACAUGGGUGGUGUGGCUGGCGCUGCGGGAUGGAGGUGGUUGUUCAUGAUUGAGGGACUCCUCACUCUUCUUAUAGGAUUUUUAUCUUUUUUCCGCAUGCCUCCAUCGCCAACGCAGACAAAAACAUGGUUCCGGCCAAACGGUUGGUUCACGGAAAGAGAAGAGAUCAUUAUGGUCAACCGAAUACUUCGUGAUGAUCCCACCAAGGGUGACAUGCACAACCGCGAGGGCCUUACAUUGCGUCGCCUGUGGACAGCAAUGUGCGACUAUGACCUUUGGCCAAUUUACAUCAUCGGCCUCAUGUUUGGCAUCCCAAACACUCCCCCAUCGACAUAUCUCACUUUACUACUUAGGGAUAUCGGAUUUAACACAUUUCAAACCAACCUCCUUACAAUACCCUCUCAGGCUCUCGGAAUGGUCACUAUGUUUCUGAUCACGAUUGUCUCAGAGUUUGUUAACGAGCGUUCUAUUGUGUCGAUGAUGGAGGACCUCUGGACGUUGCCUUUCCUCGUUGCACUGUAUGCGUUGCCCAGCAGCCCUAACCCUUGGGUAUUUUUUGUUGUGGUGACUGGUUUGUUGUCAUAUCCAUAUACCCAUCCAAUCCAGGUGGGGUGGUGCUCUCGUAACGCCGGGGCAGUGGCAAGUCGAACAGUCAACGCGUCGUUAUACAACAUGUUCGUGCAAGCCAGUGCAAUCAUAUCCUCACAGAUCUACGUGGCCAGCGAUGCUCCCAGAUAUCGACGCGGCAAUAAGAUCCUCAUCAUCAUCUGCUGCAUCAACAUCUGUUUUCUGUACCCAGGUACGAAAGCAUAUUAUAUCUGGCGCAACCGACAACGAGCCAGGAUUUGGGAUGCAAUGACAACACAGGAACGUGCACACUAUCUGAGCACGACCAAGGAUGUUGGGAACAGAAGACUUGAUUUCCGUUUUGCGCAUUAA
Messenger RNA from Suillus bovinus, 1752 nucleotides. Its product is annotated as allantoate permease. The transcript is spliced from 19 exons. Gene Ontology annotation, cellular component: membrane. Bases 1 to 1752 code for a protein of 583 amino acids. Gene Ontology annotation, molecular function: transmembrane transporter activity. The record is from RefSeq and is a predicted model, not a curated record. NCBI's taxonomy places the organism in Eukaryota, Fungi, Basidiomycota, Agaricomycetes, Boletales, Suillaceae. Gene Ontology annotation, biological process: transmembrane transport.